AAUAGGAUGGGCCGUGCACAAGAAAGUGUCCACUACGGAUUUCCUGGGAAAGAAAAUAGUUGAAGAGAAUGAGGCAGAGCGAGGAAGGCAAGCAGAAACCCGCUCGGCAGCUCCAUCACGAUUCGGCAGGCGACCCCAUUUUCUGGAUAAACAUCACUCCCUGUUCCCACAUGCCUUACAAGGGAAUGUGUUGAUGGUUAACAUCAUUUAUCACCAAUAUACGCCCCGGCUCCACUCACCAUUUGAGCUUUAUGCUCUCAGAGACGUCCUAUAAUCCAUAUGUAUAUAAAAGGGGGCUCCCUACUCUGAGGACUGGUUGGAUGCUUCAAGCAAUGACCAGAGAUACACGAACUCUGAAGAGCGAGGUUAGACAGAGAGUAUGCAUGCAGACACCAAUACCCGUGUCAUUUCAGCCCCAACCUUCAUUCUCACUGGGCUUCGUCACUCUCACUUUUUUUUUUUACGAAACUUUCCUCUCUUUUUCAAUCAUCAAUGUAUACUGUGCACAGUACAUACAUACAGCGUGGUCAUUUGGGUGGGGGUUACCGGGGGGGAGACAAACAGCGUUGGUGUUUCAGGUGACAAACCACUUGGUAACUGACUUACCGUGGAUGCGCCAAAGCAAUGAUGAAUCAUCGGACCCGGUAUUGGGCUAGAUUGACUGACGAAAUGGGCUAGACCGCUUCCUAUUUUGUGGGGUAAAAAAGCAAUCAUGGAUUGGAAUCAUG
Molecule: messenger RNA, 728 nt
Organism: Aspergillus saccharolyticus JOP 1030-1
Lineage: Eukaryota; Fungi; Ascomycota; Eurotiomycetes; Eurotiales; Aspergillaceae
Exons: 1
Coding region: 252-656 (134 amino acids)
Source: RefSeq, a predicted model, not a curated record